UCGUAGGCUUAGUAACACUUUGAUCACGAAGUUGGAUCCUGUCGAAAGCAGAAACCGAAGAUGAAGGCAAUCGUCAUUGCAUUUACUGUUUUCCUCGUUGCCGCAUUGGGUUCUGCUCAAAUUACAGAUGAGCAAAAAGCAAAAUUAGCACGGGCCAAAGAAAUUUGUAUUGCUGAAACUGGCGCAGAUGCAGCUGCUAUACAAAGUGUAAUUCGUGGAGAACCAGUUGAGAGCGAAAAACUCGCCUGCUUCUCUCAAUGCCUCUUAAAGAAAAUCCACGUUUUGAAUGAGGAUGAUACUCUAAACGUGGACUUUUUACGCGCACAUGCACCGAAAAACGUGCCACAGGAAGAAAUCGAGGAUGUAAUCGCUAAGUGCCGAGACGUUUCUGGAACCGGUUGUGAAAAAGGAGGAAACAUCAUGAAGUGUUUCUUGCAGAAUAAGAAAUUUAACGUUUUAUCGUAAGCUUAUCAUCCCGAACAUGGCAAACAAAAAACUCAAUUAAAAUCUGCAUAUACGUUUUUUUAGUAUCUAAUUUAGUUAACACUAAGAUAUCUUACUUUUACACGUUUAAAUAAUGUUUAUGUCAAUGAAAAAAAAAAAAAAUAAAUUAGAUUUUCUUCUUA
Pseudomyrmex gracilis is the source of this 626-nucleotide messenger RNA. Its product is annotated as general odorant-binding protein 56d-like. Gene Ontology annotation, molecular function: odorant binding. The transcript is spliced from 5 exons. NCBI's taxonomy places the organism in Eukaryota, Metazoa, Arthropoda, Insecta, Hymenoptera, Formicidae. Bases 61 to 465 code for a protein of 134 amino acids. Gene Ontology annotation, biological process: sensory perception of smell. The record is from RefSeq and is a predicted model, not a curated record.